AUGUCUUGCUGCUGUGCUCCCCGCUGCUGCUGCAGUGUCGCCACCGGCCCCGCCACCACCAUCUGCUCCUCUGACAAGUGCUGCCGCUGUGGAGUCUGCCUGCCCAGCACCUGCCCACACACCACCUGGCUGCUGGGGCCCACCUGCUGUGACAACACCCCCCCACCCUGCCACAUGCCCCAGCCCUGUGUGCCUUCCUACUUCCUGCUCAACUCCAACCAGCCCACCCCAGGCAUGGAGACCCUCAACCUCACCACCUAUGUCCAGCCCUGUGGUGGUGACCCCUGCACUCCCAGAUGCUGCUGCUGAGGGGUGGCUACCUCGACACUGCCUGACAUUGAAAGAGUCAGCCCAGAAGCCUCAUUGCUCACCUGUCUCUGUACCUGCAUAACUGACCCUACACUCUAAGCUGAAACAAGAUGGCACUGUCACGGAUAACCCCUCUACCCGCAAGAAAAAGACAGCAAGAGACUUUCGAUGAUCAGUAACCCAGUGCAGUCUGAAUAGGUGGAUGGAUGCCUGUGGCUUCCCAAAAUUUUCAAGUCUUUCAUAUGAAAAGGUGUAUCUUUCUUUGGGUGCUCUGGGAAUUCUGUUUCCAGUCUUGGGUGGUGUCUUUCUGGAUAUUGAGAAGCUUCUUCAUGAUCUUCCCAAUAAAUUUUACA
Molecule: messenger RNA, 662 nt
Organism: Talpa occidentalis (Iberian mole)
Lineage: Eukaryota; Metazoa; Chordata; Mammalia; Eulipotyphla; Talpidae
Product: keratin-associated protein 3-3-like
Exons: 1
Coding region: 1-309 (102 amino acids)
Cellular component (GO): keratin filament
Molecular function (GO): structural molecule activity
Source: RefSeq, a predicted model, not a curated record